Molecule: messenger RNA, 1606 nt
Organism: Vitrella brassicaformis
Lineage: Eukaryota; Vitrellaceae
Source: the annotation of a GenBank genome assembly
AGAGUCAUUCGUUCAAGGGACCAUGCACACCAUCGUGUUAACAAAUGCACACACAGCGAUGGUCAGCCAAUUGGUCAGCCAUCAGUCCAGCUCUGCAAUUCGGCAACUAGAUGUCCAUUGCAGCAUUGUCUGUCUGUCUGUUCGAACUUUCGAGAACUGAAAAACGGCACCAAGCUCACUGAAGAUACACACUAUACACACCCACACCCACACCCACGCCGCUGUCCUCACAGGACCACCUCCAGCAGCCCACAUGCGCCGCAUUUGAUGAACAGCGCCUCGUAGUCCUCAUUCAGCUCAAACUGAGCCGUGGCCAUGCAGUAUUGACUGCACACAGAGAGAGGGAGAAACGGUGCAGCCAAGGAAGACCAUGUGUGGGAGUCUAUCUGAUCUCACCUGUGUUCCUUGACGGCCGCGUCGAGGCGCUCCCGGACUGCGUCGCGAUCCAGGCCUCAUCCUGACCACACACAGACAAGGAGCAAUCGGUGUGCCCACCGGCUCUGUGUCCGUGAGUGUGUGGGUGUGUGGGUGUCCCUGCACCCACCUGCACACAGAGCCUGAAGCCGCAGCCGCCGACCUUGCACAUGACGGUGCCAUAGCGCACAUCGACAGUCUGCCGACCGCACAGUGGACACACAACUGCACACAACCAGGCAUCCACACCAACAACCGUGCACAGCAUUUCUGUCGGUCGGGGUGAGCUUACUGUUGUCUUGUUCCCGCAGCCGCCAUUCCUCCUCGAGUGCGGCCGACUCCUCGUCCAGAUCAGCGUCCUCGCGAGCCAAAUACUCCUCCCCCUCUGAACCAACACACACCAACCACCAACACACUCACGGAUGCUCUCGUGUCAGGCAGCUUUCGUGCCCGCCCACCGACCCUGUAUUUGCAUUUCCUCCUUGAUCGAUUGCUCGAUGAACAGCAGCAGGUCGAUGUACUCAUCAUCCGCCAGCGUAAUGGCCACAUCGGCAUCGUCCUCGCGCAUGCUGAUGUCCAGGGGCUCACGGACGGCUCGUCUGGCCUCUCGCACAGACGGCAGGGAGGGCGAGGGCGGCAGGGCAGAUGACGGCCGCUCCUGUUGGUAGGGCGCCUGGGGUGUGGUCGACGCCUCUGCGAUGCUAUCGUUGUAGACAUCGAGGCAGCUUCAGCGAUCUGGUGAGCCACGUCACGGACCUGUGGACACACACAGAGCACCCAGAUGCAUGAUGCGCCCUCCUCCCUGAUCCCUCCUCUCUCCCCACUGACCCAGUUGCCCGUCACCGCAUCCGAUUGUGUGAGCUCAACUCUGCUAGCAAAACAACAAAAACUGGUGGCUCUGGACGUAUUGUGUGCUGAAUGCGAUGAGUGCGUUGUGCUGCUGACCUUCUGUAGUCGUCGAGCAGCCGCUGCCUGUCUUGCUUGAGCCGCUCCAGGCAGAUCCGCCGCAGCUCUUGCUUGGCGCGGGGCGUCCAGUCCCUCUUGACGCCCUGCCGCACGCCAACACGGGGACCAUCGCCAGCAAGCGACAUGAGCCGACGAACAGUCCGCAGAUCGAAGCAGAUUGGAUUCACUGAGGGACUACUGGCAUCAUGGUGAUGCUAUGCUCCUUCAUGGGCCUCUCCUUUUGCAG